GCAGGAUGGUUGGAGCGUGGACAUGACAGUUGAGCUGUAGCGAGGAGGAGGAAGAAGAAGAAGAAGAAGAAGAAGAAGAAGCGGCACGAGACCGCAGGAAGAACACCAAAUCCAGCGCGGGGCGGACUGGACUUCAGACUCCGCAUAUGGCUUCAAUGAGCAGCUCAGAGCGACGGGCUUUCGCUCUGAAAAUCAACAGGCACUCUUCUGCAGAGAUCAGACGACACUUCAGUGGGACCUAUGGCUCUCAACACAGCCGAAGCAACUCCAACGCUUCAGCCUCAGUCUGCCUCAUUGUGCCCCCGGCGUAUGAAGCAGUGGAGCCCUUGGACCUGGAGGAAUUCCUGACGUCACAGAUAAGAAGCGGAGACUCAGCCCUGAUGCAGGAACUUGGGGACUUCCCUGACGAUGACCUGAAGGUGGAGCAGGUGGAGAAGGAGUGCCGCACUGUUCGACACUCGGCCCCCGAAGAUGGACUGGAGCUGGAUUCACAUGUGAGAGACUGCGUUGAGAGUUACACCCAGCCGUGGCUCGUGGUCUCUAGAAGGUGUCAGGGGGACGGCUGGAGUGCGUAUUCAGAGCGAGCCGGCCUACACAAACUCCUACGCAAACAGACCUUUGAGUCUGACGUCCAGCCUGAGGACCCACAGGAGCCGGUGAAGUCUCCGACUCUUGCAGGGCUCAACGAUGACUCUGGCCGCACGCUGACCUCCUCCGACUUUAACUUGCGGUGUUUGACCCCGGAUCAGCGGGUGGAGGGGCUGCUGGCCUACAGCAGCCAUGAGGAGCUGGACCGCUUCAAUCACGAGGCACGGCAGGGCAACAGACACCCCGAGCUGUUUGCUCUGUAUCCACCGGCAGACGAGGAUGAUGCGGUGGAGAUUCGGCCAAUCCCUGACUGCCCCAAAGAACACAUUGGAGACCGCAUCCUGGUCCGAUGCCAGACCAUCAAGUUUGAGAUCGACAUCGAGCCACUUUUUGCCACAAUGGCCUUGUAUGACAUCAAAGAGAAGAAAAAGAUAUCAGAGGACUUCUACUGCGAUCUCAACUCAGAGCAGUUUAAAAACUUCUUGAAGCCUCACACUUCACAUGUGGAUCAGUCCACCUUGGCCAGAUCCGCCAUCUUCUCCAUCACCUACCCUUCCCCAGAUAUCUACCUGGUCAUCAAGAUCGAAAAGGUUCUGCAGCAGGGGGAGAUCGGUGACUGCGCCAACCCCUAUAUGACAUAUAGAGAAUGUGACUCUGCAAAGAACAAGGACAAGCUCGAGAAGCUGCGCGGUCAGGCGGAGACGUUCUGCCAUAGGCUAGGUCGCUACCGCAUGCCCUUCGCCUGGGCUACCGUCAAUAUUAUGGAGGUCAUCUCCACUGCUACAAUAGACAGAGACGUCACAGACUCUGACAGCUUGAGAGGAGGUAAAUCCAGCAGUAUUGACCGGAGAGCACAGUUUCCGAGGAGGAAUUCUGAACGUUACAACACCAUCGAUGAUCAGUUUUGUAACAUUUCUGCCUUCAAACCUGCUACCAUCACUAUCAGCACCAUCUUCAAGCAGGAGGGAGAUCGGUUGAGUGAUGAGGACUUACUCAAGUUUUUGUCUGAGAUCAAGAAAACCUCAAUACCCCAGAGGAGAAUCAAGACAAUACCAGGUUCCAUAAAACUUGACAUGUCUCCGGUCCACGACACUCCACUGGCAUGUUUGUCCACUGAGCUCAUCCCUCUGAUUCCUGUGGCUGAGAAGAACAUACGGCCAGUCAAAGAGGUGCUGGAGUUCCCAUCCAGUGAGGUCUAUGUUCCUCACAACAUUUACAGGAAUCUGCUCUUUGUCUACCCCCAGAGGUUAAACUUUGUCAACAGGCUGACGUCAGCAAAAAACAUCACCAUCAAAAUCCAGUUCAUGAGCGGAGAGGACCCAGCCUGCGCUCUUCCUGUCAUUUUUGGGAAAUCAAACGGCCCUGAAUUUCUAUCUGAAGUCUACACCCCUGUUACCUACCAUAACAAGUCUCCAGACUUCCACGAGGAAGUGAAGCUGGCUCUUCCAGCCCGUCUGACAGAGAGACACCACCUGCUGUUCACCUUCUACCACAUCAGCUGCCAGCAGAAACAGAACCAAAGCAGCUGUGAGACGCUCAUUGGAUACUCAUGGCUGCCCAUGGUGAACAAUGAGCGACUUCAGACUGGUCAGUUCUGUCUGCCCAUUGCCUUGGACCGACUACCUGUCAACUAUUCACUUCAGACGCCUGAGAAACUUCCCCUUCAGAUCCCUCCGGUCAAGUGGAUGGAGGGCCACAAGGGACUAUUCAACCUCGAGAUCCAGGCAGUUUCAUCUGUACACACACAGGACAACCACCUGGAGCGUUUCUUCACUCUCUGCCACGCCCUGGAGGGUGGAGCCACAUUCCCGCUGCGCGUCAGGGACGAGAAGAUUCCAGAGAACAAGCUGGAGCAUGAGCUGAAGCUCAGCAUCAUCUCGCUGUCCUCCUCCAGUUUAGAGCCUCUGGUCCUCUUCCUCCAUCUAGUGCUGGAUAAACUCUUCACCCUCAUUAUGCAGCCCAUGGUCAUCGCUGGCCAGACCGCCAAUCUGGCCCAGAUAGCGUUUGAAUCAGUGGUGUCAAUAGUCAACAGUCUACAUAACAGUCAGGAGCUGAUCAGGGACCAGCAGGGGAGAAACAGCCUCUUGUCCACCUACCUUUACUGGGUGUUUCGUCUGCCUGAUCCCCCUCAAGACAUGCACAGUGGAGGUUCAGCGAGUACGUUACCUUCGUCAGAGAGCCGUUACAGCACGAUGGGUCGGGCUACAGCAGCCACAGUGGGCAGUAUGCUCCUCCAGUCCAGGAUCCGCAGCAGCAGCAACCCGGACAUCCCCGCUCCACACAACUCUGCUGAAGACGCCGAGGUCAAAAACAUCCUAAAGGGCCAAAACAACCCAGGCAGUCGCAUGUCCACUUAUGGGGAAGUAACAAACCACCAGAACUCCACUGGAAGCAUCAGGCCAUCAAACAGGAAGCAGUUCCACGAGGAGUUGGCCCUGCAGAUGGUCGUCAGCACCGGGGUCUGCAGAGAAAAUGCAUACAAAUAUGCCUGGUUUUUCUUUGAACUGCUGGUGAAAAGCAUGGCUCAGCAUGUGUCCUAUCUCGACAAGCACAACGUCCCUCGAAGAAGCCGCUUCUCUGAUCGAUUUAAGGAUGACAUCACCACUAUUGUCUCUGUGGUAACAGCUGAGAUCGGCACCAUCCUUAUCAAACAGCAUAAGGAGGUAGAGCAAGCAGAGAAAGUCAACAUCAGUCUGGCCUUCUUCCUCUACGACCUGCUGUCUCUCAUGGACCGAGGAUUUGUCUUUCAGCUGGUGAAAAACUACUGCAACCAGAUGUCAGCUAAGAGUGUGUCAAUGCCAACACUGAUCAGCAUGCGUCUUGAGUUCCUGCGAAUCCUGUGCAGUCACGAGCACUACCUCAACCUGAGCCUCUUCUUCAGCAGCCCCGCCUCCGCUCCUGCCUCACCAUGUCCCUCUAUCUCCUCACAGAGUUCUGGCUCCAUUGGUUUCCAGGAGCAGCAGAGGAUCAUGGCUCUGUUUGAGCUUUCUCAGGAGUUCAAGCAGCAGCACUACCUCACCGGUCUGCUGCUGACGGAGCUCAGCGCGGCUCUCGACUUGGAGUCGGAGGGGGGAAAGGUCCAGAGAAAGGCUAUCAAUGCCAUCUACAGCCUACUGUGUUCCCAUGAUCUUGACCAUCGCUGUAUCAAACCAGAGGUCAGAGCCAAGGUGGCAGCUCUCUAUCUCUCCCUGGUGGGGAUUAUCAUCGACUCCACCAACUAUCUGGACUUCACUGUUUCUGAUGCACGCGGCGGGAAAAACAAGACGGGCGGACCUGAGGAUGACCUUGAAAAUGUCCCAGCCAUCAAUCAGUCUGUUGCCAUGGCAAUUGCCGGGAACCCCUUCAACACGCUAGGACGGAAUGUUCUUGUUUCCAUGGCAUCCUUGCAAGGUAAAUCCACAGCCACCCUGGCAGCAGACACCAGUCGCCACCUGUUGGUGUGUUUCCUCUGGGUGAUGAAGAACGCAGACAGGACUCUGAUUCAGCGCUGGACCGUAGACAUGCCUCCCUCGCAGCUGAACAAGCUGCUGGAGCUCCUCACUAUCUGUGUGUCCUGUUUCGAUUACAGGGGUAACCAGAGCAGUGACAAAGUGAGCACCCAGGCCUUACAGAAAUCCCAGCAGGCAAAGCUGCAGCUGGAAGAAGCCCUGCUGAGAGGAAUGGGCGCCCGUGGGGAAAUGAUGAGACGAGUCGGAGGAAUGGAUAAGACUAUGGGCCAGAAGGAGCACCUACGAUGGAGGAAAGACCUCACUCAGUGGAGACAGACGAAUGACAGACAGGAUAAGACUAAAGCGGAGUUGGACCAGGAGGCUCUGAUCAGUGGGAACUUAGCCACAGAGGCGAACCUUGUAGUGCUGGACCUGCUGGAAACCAUCGUACAGGCGGUGCCAUUGGCCGACUGUAAGGACAGCGUGGUUGGCGGUGUGUUGAAGGUGUUACUCCACUCUCUCACCUGCAACCAGAGCACCACUUUCCUCUCUCACACCUUCAGCACACUCAGAGCGCUGGUUGUCAAGUUUGGAGACUUGUUGUUUGAGGAGGAGGCGGAGCAGUGUGCCGACCUGUGCCAGAAGGUGCUUCAGUACUGCAGCAGCCCUCUCGACGAGAACAGGAGCCAGGCCUGUGCAACCCUCUACGUUAUCAUGAGAUACAGCUACAGUACCGCCAGUAACUUCUCAAGAGUCAAGAUGCAGGUCACCAUGUCUCUGGCCUCGCUGGUGGGCAAAUCGUCCGACUUCCAGGAGGAAUACUUACGACGCUCUCUCCGCACCAUCCUUGCCUACGCGGAGGAGGAUGGAGAGAUGCAGAGCACUCAGCUGCCCUCGCAGGUGGAUGAGCUUCUGAGAAACCUUAACAGUAUUUUGUCAGACACGGUUAAGAUGAGGGAGUUCCAGGAAGAUCCAGAGAUGCUCAUGGACCUCAUGUACAGGAUAGCAAAGGGCUACCAGACGUCUCCUGACCUCCGUCUGACCUGGCUGCAGAACAUGGCGGAGAAGCACAACAACAGGAAGUGCUACACUGAGUCGGCCAUGUGUCUGGUCCACGCCGCUGCCCUGGUGGCCGAGUAUCUCAGCAUGCUGGAGGAUCACAAGUACCUUCCUGUUGGCAGCGUCACCUUCCAGAACAUCUCCCCCAACGUGCUGGAGGAAUCGGCGGUGUCGGAUGACAUCCUGUCUCCAGACGAGGACGGAGUGUGUUCAGGACGCUACUUCACCGAGAGCGGCCUGGUGGGACUGCUGGAGCAGGCGGCGGAGCUCUUCAGUAAUGGUGGUCUCUACGAGGCAGUGAAUGAGGUCUACAAGAUCAUCGUACCGAUCCUAGAAGCUCACAGAGAUUUCAGAAAACUGGCCUCCACUCACGACAAGCUGCAGAGAGCCUUUGAUAACAUCAUUCAAAGGGGCCACAAGAGGAUGUUUGGAACCUAUUUCCGGGUGGGAUUUUAUGGGGCCAAGUUCGGCGACCUGGAUGGACGGGAAUUCAUUUACAAGGAGCCAGGGAUCACACAUCUGCCUGAGAUAUCACACAGGCUGGAGAACUUCUAUAAUCAAUGUUUUGGAGAGGACACAUUGGUGAUGAUCAAAGAUUCUACACCAGUGAACAGGGAACAGUUAGACCCCAACAAGGCAUAUAUCCAGAUCACCUAUGUGGAGCCCUUCUUUGAUGACUAUGAGAUGAAAGACCGGAUGACAAACUUUGAGAAGAACUUCAACCUGCGGCGCUUCAUGUACACCACGCCUUUCACCAAGUGUGGACGACCGCGGGGUGAGCUCAACGAGCAGUACAAGAGGAAGACCAUCCUCACCACCAUGCAUGCUUUCCCCUACGUCAAAACGCGCAUCAACGUCAUCCAAAAAGAGGAGUUCGUCCUGACUCCUAUUGAGGUGGCCAUAGAGGACAUGCAGAAGAAGACUAGAGAGCUAGCCGUGGCCACACAUAGAGAACAGCCUGAUGCUAAGAUGUUACAGAUGCUGCUGCAAGGCUCUGUGGGAGCUACUGUUAACCAGGGCCCAUUGGAGGUGGCCCAGGUCUUCCUGAAUGAGAUCCCAGCGGACCCAAAGCUCUUCCGUCACCAUAAUAAACUGCGCCUGUGUUUCAAAGAGUUUAUAAUGAGGUGUGGUGAGGCAGUUGAGAAGAAUAAGCACCUGAUUACAUUGGACCAGAAGGAGUACCAGCAGGAGCUGAAGAAGAACUACAACCGUCUGAGAGAGAGCCUGAGGCCCAUGCUGGAGAGGAAGAUCCCAGAGCUCUAUAAACCCAUCAUCAGGCCCCGGCUCGAGAACAGGGACUCCUUCAAACGUCUGAGUUUCCGCAGAACUCAGGAUGAAAACUCUUGAGAUGGUACAACAUGUCUGAAGGAGAGAGUGAGAGCGACAGAGCGGAAGAGGAGGCUGUCACACAACCGAGAGAGGAAAAAGAGAAGAUGACAUGAAAGAGGACAAAAAAGAAGGGAACUGCUGGUGAUACCCUUGCACUCCUCUGCACUGGAACAGCACAUUGUUUUCAAAUUAGAGUACUCACAGUUUCCUAGCAGUCCAGUAGUGUUUGUUAACGUCCGCCUUUGUCCACUUGUAUGAUUUUGUGGUUGAUUGUUACAUGAGGCAAACAGAGACUGAGCACAUAAAGAUAAGGAGGUGGGGAUCUAAAGCAAAGUGUAGCUUAUCGAGCAUUUCACUGUAAAAUCUUCAGAUGCUGUAGCUCUGUUGAUUUCCUUUUUUUUAAGAUGAACUGCAAGUCCUUAUAAUGCUGCAACAUUUCCUCUGGGUUGGUAAAGAAGGAAUCCUUCUGAAAUCCCUGCUGUCUGUAUGUGUGCCAACCGUGCUUGUGACCUGUCUGUGUGUGUAUGUAAAUCUGUGAUUAGAUGUGUGUUUAUUUAGGUAGGGUUUGAGGUAGAAGAUUUCAGUGCCACACUGAAGUCCCUUUAUGAUCAAUGAUUCUGUUAUGUGCUAAAGGGCCUUUGGAAAUCCUACUCCGUGCGUGACAUGUGCCAGUUAGAGCAACAAGUGUAUUGAUGGAUUCGUGCACUGGACAAAGAGACACAAUUUCCUUUGUAAAUUCGAGAGACCGUUCUUGUGUUAUUCUUGUGAGGAAAAUAGUACCAAGCUGUGUAAUUAAUAGAAGAGUUUAACUUAUUGAGAGUUGUGAUUUCAAAGGAGGAAGAUGGAUGUAUCUGAGGCUCAAAAUGACUCAUUACACGGCGUAUCUCUAAUUCCACAUUUUGUACAUAAUAGAGGUAUUGAAAUAGAUAGCUACAAAGAUGUUUACAAAGGAAUGAACUAUUUUGCAUUUUGUUUUACUGAAAUGUAUUUUAGAUAAAUGAUAGCAAUAAUAAAAAAUAAUAAUUACUGGAGAUAUAAUUCAGUCGGCAGGAAUCAGUGACUGAGUGCACUGUAACAAGCUCAGUGUAUUUUUCAUUAGUUUCAGUUCAUGUUAACUAUCAUGUAAGAAGACCGCUUCCUAGGAUACAACAGUGCCAAAUUUAUUUAUAUAGGAACUAAGAUACUUAACUUGAAAAGCAAUAUUUGGAAGUCAGUCUUCACAGCUUUUUUGCAUCCUGAAUUUUGUUUAUUCCAUAUUUCAAAACACAUUCCAGAUGAGACAUUGAUGACUGCUCUCUCUGCAGUAUUAAUUAGUGAAAACUUGAUUUUAUUUGACAUCCAUUAUCUCUUAUGAUUGGUAUUAUGUUGCAGCUCAUUCAUUAAAUGUGCUUUGUGUUUCAAAAAGGGGCUGUACAUUAUUUUUUAUACACCAUUAAUACUCAUUUAAACAUUUUGCUGUGUUUCUAGGUACAUUUUCUAUUUAUGAACUGUUGAAUGUUUUUUUAAAUGGCUGAAUAUGUUAAAAAAGAAAAUAUCGAAAAGUUUUUUCAACAUGUUUAUUAAUCAUGUGUAAUAAUAAAAAGUGUACCCAUUUUUGAAACACAUGACAUAUUACUGAAGGUUGGUGUUAUUCUUUGUGACUUUCAACCACUGGUGAAUGCAUUUAUGUUUCUUCAUUUGCAUUUUAUGGUCUGACCUGUUGUUUUUAUUAAAUGUUGAUUUUUAUUUUUACUUGUUAUGCAUACAAUGCUGUUGACUCACCUUAAUAAAAACUAAUAUAUG
This is a messenger RNA of Labrus mixtus (cuckoo wrasse), 8186 nucleotides long. RefSeq names its product dedicator of cytokinesis 8 (gene dock8). Gene Ontology annotation, biological process: small GTPase-mediated signal transduction; positive regulation of establishment of T cell polarity; positive regulation of T cell migration. NCBI's taxonomy places the organism in Eukaryota, Metazoa, Chordata, Actinopteri, Labriformes, Labridae. Gene Ontology annotation, molecular function: guanyl-nucleotide exchange factor activity. Bases 147 to 6422 code for a protein of 2091 amino acids. The record is from RefSeq and is a predicted model, not a curated record. The transcript is spliced from 48 exons. Gene Ontology annotation, cellular component: cell leading edge.